Messenger RNA from Vespa crabro (European hornet), 2446 nucleotides. RefSeq names its product DNA primase large subunit-like. NCBI's taxonomy places the organism in Eukaryota, Metazoa, Arthropoda, Insecta, Hymenoptera, Vespidae. The transcript has a single exon. Gene Ontology annotation, cellular component: alpha DNA polymerase:primase complex. The record is from RefSeq and is a predicted model, not a curated record. Gene Ontology annotation, biological process: DNA replication, synthesis of primer. The coding region runs from base 1 to 1365 and encodes 454 amino acids.
AUGUUUGCUUGUCAUAACUCAGAUACAUCUAUAAAUCCUACAGAAUCAUAUUUACAUGAUUUGCAAUUGUACAAAUAUUACCCAGUAGGAAAUUUUUCAUUGAAAGAAUUAGAAUCAAUAUGUAUGCAACGUAUAGAAGUUCUACUGUUUGUAGAAAGGAUAUAUAUAGGCACUGGUAUAAGAAGAACAGCACAACAGUGUAAGGAAAUAUUAAUAAAUGAAUUGAAAAAAAAAGGUUAUGAUAUAUUUGUAAAAAUUAUAAAUGGUCCUAGGAAAGAACUAGGAUCAGAUGUUAAAGUGAUGAAUGAAAUAUUGUACUUGAGAAAACAAGAUCAUAUUUCUCAUUUUAUGUUAAGAGGAGUUUUUUCAAUAUAUGAAAGAAAAUGGUUUCACAUUCAAGAAUUAAGACUUUUUUAUUGGAGAUUAUAUACAUCAACUAAUGAAGAGAUCAAAGAAUUUUUUAAUGUUAAUAAAUUAAAAACACAUAAUAUUUCUGAGGAAGAUAAAGAAGAACUGCAAGAAUAUAUUCAAUUGAAUAAUUUACAUAACGAGCCUUUUUACAAGGUCCCAUUUACAUUUGUUAUAGAUUUAGUUGAAACGCAUAAGGUUUUUCUUAAAUAUGGUAUGGCUUUUGUACCUGAAAAAGAAUUAGCUGGAUUAUGUUUUGGUUACUUCAAGGAAAAUUUAGCUGAAGGUUUAGAAUCCAUGCCAUUAGUUGCAAACGAUGCAGUAAAUGAUCCUAGAAUCAAUAAAAUCUUUAACAUGUUAACUGAGUAUAUUAAUAAGGAAAAGGAUAUAAUAAAAAAAAACUAUGUCCCAUCGCUAUCAGAAUUAGACGAUAUGUCAAAAAAGUCUUAUCCAUUAUGUAUGAGAAUAAUUCAUGAAAUGCUAAGAAAAGAUCAUCAUCUUAAAUAUGGAGAGCGUAAACAGUACAGUUUAUUUUUAAAAGAUAUUGGAGUUACUUCAGACGAUGCCAUGGAACUUUGGAAACAAGAAUUUACAAAAAAAAUAAAUGAAGCAACAUUUGAAAGAGAGUAUGGAUAUCGAUUAAGACAUAUAUAUGGCGAAGGAAAUAUACGGAAAACUUAUACCUGUUUGAAAUGUUCAAGUAUUAUCAAUCUUAAUAUAAAAUCAACAGAAUCUUAUGGUUGUCCAUUCAAACAUCUAACAAAUGCAUCACUUACACAAAAAUUAAAUGAGUACGAAUUUGUACUUGAAGAUAUUGAAGAUAUUGUAAAAUUAUCAUCAAUGAAAAAUUACGAAGGAGCAUGUAAAAGAUAUCAUGAAAUCACACAUAAUUGUAAUAUAUAUGGAACAUUUAAUUCUCCUGUUAAUUAUUUUUUUGGAAGUCGAAUGAAAUUAUAAUAUAGCAAUAUUAGAAAUAUACAUAUAUAUAUAUAUAUUGCAUUUUAUACUGAUAACAUUUAACACGUAUAAAUAAUAAAAUUCAUCUCGAAAUCUUAUCAUAGAUUAAAAAUAUGUAUAAACUACGCAAUUACCAAUUAUUUAUUAUACUUCCGAAAUCCAAUCAGUUUACUUUUAUCUUAUGCGUUAAAAAAAAAAAACAAAAAAAAAGAAAAAAAAAUCAUCUUAUCGCCAAUCGACGUAUGAAGAAUUUACAUAAUAUUAUUUCAACGACAUCUAUAACGUAAUCUAUCGUUCACAGAGAACAAAAAAUUAAAAAAAGAAGUUAACUGAGAAAAACUAAAAAGAAUGAGAAAACAAAAAAAGAAAAAAGAAAAAAAAAUAGUAAACGUACGUAAUACUUGAGAAAUCAAACAAACAAUUCCGACAUCGCAUAGAUUCAUUCGUAAACAACGUUCGUCGUUAAAUAAUGAAUUAUAAUUUAUCGUCGUUUAAUUAAUGAAUUAAUUUAUAAUUUAUAUAUGUACCACGCCCAUGUGCGUUGUAAAGAGAUAAAAAAAAAAAUAGGAAAAAAAAGAAAAAGGAAGAAGAAAAAAAAAGAGGAAAAAAAAGAAGAAAAAAAAAAAAAAAAGAAAUGAAAUGGAAUUAACAUUUGGCGCUAAAUUUAGUCGUUUGAAUUUUCAAGGGCGCAGUUUAGCGUCACAUCUCACUCUCAUCAUAAUCCUAAGAUAGCACGUAGAUACUUUCUACUAUACCUAUAAAGAAUUUCGUAACGUUCGAAAUAUGAUUACAAACGAUUCAGUCGUUCGAAAAUUAAUCCGGGAGUGAUUUUGUGCCAUCUAUUCGUCACGGAAGAGACCCAAGUGAGAUCAUGUUAUCGUACGUUCGCCGUUAUUCAUCUGCCUAAAGUACCGACGAUCUUCAAGCCAAGCCCUUGUGACCUUUCCGUAGUCCGUGGUGACCUUCAAACGAAUUCAAGCGUGGAAAUUUGCGGCUCGUCGUCUAUCUGACUGAGCUGCGAGUGAUAGAAAACAAAAUUUUUUUUCAACACUCGUGACGAAGGAGGAGAGACGAUCGAGCG